Didymella exigua CBS 183.55 is the source of this 1062-nucleotide messenger RNA. Its product is annotated as NMT1-domain-containing protein. The record is from RefSeq and is a predicted model, not a curated record. Gene Ontology annotation, biological process: thiamine biosynthetic process. Lineage: Eukaryota; Fungi; Ascomycota; Dothideomycetes; Pleosporales; Didymellaceae. Bases 1 to 1062 code for a protein of 353 amino acids. The transcript is spliced from 3 exons.
AUGUCUACUGACAAGAUCACCUUCUUGACCAACUGGCACGCCACCCCGUACCACGCCCCUCUCUACCUCGCUCAAGCAAAGGGCUACUUCAAAGAUGAAGGCAUCAAAGUCGCGCUCCUCGAGCCCAACGACCCCAGCGACGUCACCGAGAUCAUCGGCUCGGGCAAAGUCGACCUCGGCUUCAAAGCCAUGAUCCACACCCUCGCCGCCGCCGCGCGCGGCUUCCCAGUCUCCUCCAUCGGCUCGCUGCUCAACGAGCCCUUCACUGGCGUCGUGUACCUGACGAGCUCGGGCAUCACGCCAGACUUCACCACGCUGAAGGGCAAGCGCAUCGGCUACGUCGGCGAGUUCGGCAAGAUCCAGCUCGACGAGCUGACGGCGCACUACGGCAUGGCGCCGUCCGACUACACCGCCGUCCGCGUCGGCAUGAACGUGACCCGCAGCAUCAUCGCCGGCGACAUCGACGCGGGCAUCGGCCUGGAGAACGUGCAGAUGGUCGAGCUCGAGGACUGGCUUGUCGCGCAGGGCCGCGCCCCCGACGAGGUCAAGAUGCUGCGCAUCGACGAGCUGGCCCAGCUGGGCUGCUGCUGCUUCUGCAGCAUCCUGUACAUUGCCAACGACGCGUUCCUCGCCGCCCAUGGCGACGACGUGCGCGCCUUCAUGCGCGCGUGCAAGCGCGCAACCGACUUUGUACUCGCGCAGCCCGAGCAGGCGUGGCGCGAGCUCGUCGCCUUCAAGCCCGCGCUCGACUCGCGCACGAACCACCACAUGUUCGAGCGCAGCUUUGCCUACUUCAGCCCGGAUCUGCAGAACGUGGCCCGCGACUGGGACAAGGUGACGCGGUACGGCAAGCGGCUGGGCGUGCUGGGGGACGAUUUUGCGCCCAACUACACCAACGCGUUUCUGCAGUGGGGGCUGGAGGCGGAGAGUGCGGAUCCGACGGGUGAUCAGAAGAGGAUGGUUGUGCUGCAGCAGGGUGUCAAGCAAAGUGGGGGCUUCAAGCGUCUUGAGUCUAUUGCUGCAAAGACCGUUGUCGGUGCUGCUGCGCCUGCGGAGGCUUGA